Messenger RNA from Eptesicus fuscus (big brown bat), 1280 nucleotides. It is a transcript of the gene PSMF1, whose product is annotated as proteasome inhibitor subunit 1. The coding region runs from base 105 to 920 and encodes 271 amino acids. NCBI's taxonomy places the organism in Eukaryota, Metazoa, Chordata, Mammalia, Chiroptera, Vespertilionidae. Gene Ontology annotation, molecular function: proteasome binding; endopeptidase inhibitor activity. Gene Ontology annotation, biological process: proteasome-mediated ubiquitin-dependent protein catabolic process. The transcript is spliced from 8 exons. The record is from RefSeq and is a predicted model, not a curated record.
GUGCCCAGCUAACGGGGCACCUUCCACCUGUUUACCUUCUCAGCCACACACAGGCCUCACAGGAACAACUGAGAUUCUUGGUAACAGAGAAGCCGGGGGCACGCAUGGCGGGCCUGGAGGUUCUGUUCGCGUCGGCGGCGCCGACGAUCACCUGUGCGCAGGACGCGCUGGUCUGCUUCCUGCACUGGGAGUUGGUGACGCGCGGCUACUACAGCGUGGGUGCCGGCGAACAGCCGGAUCCCAGUGAUAAGAAAUCAGAACUGCUGCCUGGUGGAUGGAACAACAACAAAGACCUGUACGUCCUCCGGUAUGAGUCGAAGGAUGGAUCCAGAAAGCUCCUUGUGAAGGCUGUCACUGUGGAGAAGAGCAUGAUCGUCAAUGUGCUGGAAUAUGGCUCACAGCAAGUGUCAGAUUUGACCCUCAACUUGGAUGAUUAUAUCGAUUCAGAAAACCUGCUUGACUUCCCCAGGACCUACAGGAACAGUGAGGAACUUCGGUCUCGUAUUGCGUCUGAAAUCAUCACACCUCUUCACGAGCCUUGGGACAAGGCUAGUGUAAGCAGUCCCCAUCGGGAGUUUCCGCCUGCCACUGCCAGAGAGGUGGACCCACUCCGGAUUCACCCACAGCACCCACACGUUAGCCGGCCUCCUUCCUGGUGUGAUCCCCUGGGCCCAUUUGCUGUCGGGGGAGAGGACCUAGACCCCUUUGGGUAUCGAAGAGGUGGCAUGAUUGUGGAUCCUCUGAGAUCUGGCUUCCCAAGAGUACAUGUUGACCCAUCCUCGGGCCUCCCAAACCGGCUUCCUCCAGGCGCUGUGCCUCCAGGAGCGCGCUUUGACCCCUUCGGACCCAUUGGGACCAGCCCAGCGGGACCUAACCCAGACCAUCUCCCCCCGCCGGGCUACGAUGACAUGUACCUGUGAAAGCCUCAAGAAUGUAACAUCCCAGCCUUCCCUCCACUCUCCUGGAGCUACCACCUCUGGCCCCAUCAGCAACCGUGUUCUUACGGGCUGGGGGCAAGGGACUCUGCCCAUGUGUUUGCAGGCUGGCUGGGAUUGCCUCCCUACUCCUUGUCAGAGUCACAGCACCUGCUGCAGCUCUCCACUUGGCUGCAUAUAGGUCCCAAAGAGAAGUCAGACUCUCUCACCACCAGCUCCUCCCCACUUCCCAAGGGAAACUCCGGCAACAUAUACCCUCUACCCAGUGCAGCGCUAUAAGAACAAAAUGCAUUUUGGAUGUUAUUAUUAAGAACCAAAUGUCAAUACAGAAGUCAUGUUGCCGUC